UCGCCGUAGGGAGAGGUUAUACGUUUCUAUCUUUCAAAUUUAACUUAAAACCGCAAUAAAAACGUGUGUGUAAUAAAUACUCUGCAGUGUUGUAUUGUGACGUAAUAAGUGAUAUUUGUUGACGCCCUUCUUGAGGGGUGAUUUGCGCAAAUACAAAAUAAGUCGCAACAAACUAGAAAUGUCAGAAGUAAGCAGUGAAACAAUCCACAUACCCCCAUAUCACUGAAUCUAAAAUGACGUCAGAGAAUCCAGUAGAUGUAGAAAAUGCGAACGUGAAAAAGUCAGACGAGAAACAGACAAACAAAAAAGACAACAAUCAAACUCAUACUCUUAUGAAACUAUUCUACGAGUUACCUGACGACAUAAAACCAAACGGCAACAUGCUGAAAGAAACCCCACCGAUAACGAUUGUUGAAAUCACCGAACAGAAUGGUUGUGAGCUAAACAGCGCCAGAAUAUGUGAUAGUUUUAAAACUAGUCCAGAAAUAGGCAAUAAGGUAUACGAUUUAGAUGAACAAUGUCCAGAAGAUAGGGAAAUAGAUAGAACCACUCCAGAUGACUGUACGGAGGAAGAUUUGGAAGAAUUAAAGAAGUUAUUAGAAAGCAAGCCUAGGUUAUUAGAGAAGUAUUUGAGGGAUUGUGCGUCAGUGGAGGAGGUGAAUAGAGUGCAUUGUAUAACAUCUGGUGGACCUUUAUCUCCACGACCGAGACACGAAGCGAGAAGUACGUCUGUGACGUCAGAUCUCUUCCAAUUAUGGCUGUCGUCGUCUCCUGUCAAGAGAUCACGGUCGCCAAGCAGCUCAGCUCAAAGACAGCUCGAUGAAGCUGAUCUUUUCAUGGACCUCAUCAAGGAUGUCGCAAAUGAAUUGGACAUUGAUGUACUCUGUCAUAAGAUCCUCGUGAAUGUGUGCUUGUUAACAUCAGCAGACCGAGGCAGCUUAUUUCUGGCCAAAGGGAGUCCACCUAACAGAUACCUUCAAGCCAAACUAUUUGACGUCACGAGGGUUACAGAGUUAUCCGACGCGCUACGAAUGGCAAGAACACAAGAAAUAAGGAUACCUUUUGGUGUUGGAGUGGCGGGCUUGGCUGCUCAGACGAAACACCCGAUUAAUAUUAAAAAUGCUUAUGCAGAUCCUAGGUUUAACAGUGAAAUCGAUGCCCAAACAGGUUACAAGACGGAAUUAAUACUCUGUAUGCCUAUAUGUAACUAUGAAGGUGACGUCGUCGGUGUGGCACAGAUAAUAAAUAAAACCGAUGGUUCCAAAGAAUUUUCCGCUCGAGAUGUAGAAGUAUUUCGCCGGUAUCUAACCUUCUGCGGCAUUGGCAUACAAAACGCUCAGUUAUUCGAGUCUUCCGUGCUAGAGUAUAAAAGAAAUCAGAUCCUUCUAGCACUAGCUAGAAGUAUAUUUGAGGAGCAGAAUAAUUUGGAAUGUCUAGUGACGAAGAUAAUGACCGAAGCACGGGAGCUGUUGAAGUGUGAAAGAUGCGCUGUAUUUAUAUUAGACACAGAUCAUUGUGAAUCGAGUCACUUGGAGCGUAUAGUACAGCGUCCGGGCGGGCGGCCAUCAGGCUAUCCUGCCCUACCACCGCCCGCCCCAACCCGCUUUCAUACGCUCUUCGAGUUAGGCGCUCACCACUCUCGAACAACAUUGACGCCCAGACAUGACACAAAGUCGACGUUGGCAUCUAUUGCAUUGGCGGUAGCUCAAUCAAAUAAGGCUUUAAACAUAUCAAAUGUGGACGAUUGGCGUCGAGAUAACGGCAUGACUGACAAAGAGUGUGACGAUGCAGCCAAUGUUCGGACCAUGCUUUGUAUGCCUAUUGUCAAUGCUAACAAGGACGUCAUUGGAGUCGCACAAUUGAUUAAUAAGGAAAAUGGUUCUCAAUUUACUGAUGGUGAUAUAUCAAUAUUUGAAGCGUUUGCAAUAUUCUGUGGUCUGGGAAUCCACAAUACGCAAAUGUAUGAAAAUGCCUGCAAACUUAUGGCGAAGCAAAAGGUUGCUCUUGAAUGUCUCUCAUAUCAUGCGACUGCGUCAUCAGAGGAUACAACCAAGUUGUGCCAAGAUGUUAUUCCUUCAGCGGAAACGUACAACCUUUAUAGCUUUAAAUUUCAUGACUUCGAUCUAUCAGAUGAGGAUACGUGUAGAGCCACCUUGCGGAUGUUUCUUGAAUGCAAUCUAGUGGAAAAGUUUCACAUACCAUACGACGUUCUCUGCCGAUGGACUCUAAGUGUCAAAAAGAAUUACCGCCCAGUAAAAUAUCACAACUGGAGGCACGCACUUAACGUGGCACAGACUAUGUUCGCUAUGAUGAAAACCGGCAAAAUGGAACGUUUUAUGUCAGAUCUGGAAAUAUUGGGCCUCCUUGUCGCUUGUCUAUGCCACGAUUUGGACCAUAGAGGCACAAAUAACGCGUUUCAGACGAAAACCGAGAGUCCUCUCGCGAUUUUGUAUUCGACGUCGACAAUGGAACAUCAUCAUUUCGAUCAGUGUGUCAUGAUCUUGAAUAGUGAGAGCAAUAACAUUUUUCAGGCUCUAUCACCAGUGGAUUAUAAAUGCGUGAUGCGCGUUGUAGAGACUGCUAUAUUAUCCACGGACCUUGCGAUGUACUUUAAGAAGAAGUCGAAGUUCCUAGAUCUAGUGGAUAAUGGAGAAUUUGACUGGCAGAGUCCUGAGAAAAAAGAAUUGCUAUGUGGCAUGAUGAUGACAGCGUGUGAUGUGUCAGCUAUUGCUAAACCGUGGGAAGUCCAACACAAAGUGGCCAAGCUGGUGGCUGAUGAGUUCUUCGACCAAGGUGACCUUGAGAAGCUGCAGCUCAAUCAGCAGCCUAUCGCUAUGAUGGACAGAGAAAAAAAGGACGAGUUACCUCAAAUGCAAGUUGGUUUCAUCGACAUGAUCUGUCUUCCGCUGUACCGUGUGCUCUCCGACACGUUCCCCUGGAUCCAGCCUCUAUAUAGCGGCACCUAUGAGAACCGACAGAGGUGGCAGGACCUGGCAGAGAAGGUGGAAAUGGGGCUCACGUGGAUAGAUCACGACACCAUUGACAAACCAAUUGAGGAGUUUACGACUUCCAACGACACGAUUAAAGACGUUGAGUUCACAGUCACAACUCUAAAUUGUCAACGGCCUGUAUCAGACACUGUAGCCCUGGUCAAGCCCUUCAAAACCCCAUUCCACUCCCUCAGACGAGGGAAGGCUUCCAGCGUUAACGUCAGACCUUCGAGGAAUAAACUUACUAGUUUCUUCCAGGUCUCUCUACGCGGCCCCAAACAAUCGCGAAGACCAAGAUCCAACAGUGAAGGAGAUCCCGCCGACGCAGCCACAGCUCCCGCAAACCAAGACACCUAAACAUAAAGGAAGGUUGUGUCAUAUGUUGUGACAAAGUUUGAACUGGGGCAGUCAAAACAGCACAGAUAAAAAGGACACAGAAUAAAGCCGUCCCAGUCAAUCGAUCAAUUAUGUCCUUAACAUGGUUUCACUUAAAAUAAACUGUUAAUUAUAUAUGUCUAAGCAAUGGCGCUGAUGUCAGCUGUCAUUGUCAUAAUAUGUCACAACUAACUUCAAAGUCUGUUUAUAACCAGUUGUUCAUUCGAUUUGUUAAUAUGACAAGAUCUAAUAAAUAACGACUAUUUGAUCGUCUAUAGUAAUCGUAAUUUCAUAGGAAUUAUUAAUGUCAGAGCAAUGGCGGCAGUGUCAGCUGCCGUUGUAAUUAUAAUUUAAUAACAUCAAAGUCAAAGAACAUACGAAAAUUUUACCUUCGAAACGUUCUUUAAUGUCAAUUACAAAAGAAAACUUAAGCAAUACUUAUGAAUGGGCUAUUUCAUUAGAAAAACCUUUUCAGGUUAUUUAUUAUAAAUUACCUAUACAAACUGUUAUCUUUAAUUCUGUUAAGUAUUGGCUUAAAAAUUAAAAUUCAUAAUUUCAAAAACCCGCCAGUAAACAAAUGUUUUAAGCGAUUAUUUUUAAUCUUUAAUACACAAAUACCAAUAUUAUUUUUCGAUCAAAAACAGUCUUCGACGAAUUUUACUCCAAGAUAGUAUUAUAUUAGUAUUAGACAGACGAAGCCAUAUUAUUAUUAUUUAAUUAUGGAUUUUCUAAUACAUUAAUGAUUAUUUACAAGUUAUUUUAAUCUAUAACGCCAUGUUUUAUACAGAUGACUCUCAAUAACAAUAUAUAUUUCAUACGUCCAAUAGCCUAUUCAGUAAGGGGUAUUGCCAUAUAUUAACAGUUUAUUUUAACUGGAAUCAGCUAUAGUCUUUGAUAUUUAAUCAAGGACUAUAGUUAAAAAUUCUAAAAUAGUUUGAUAAAUGUUAACUUUAAUAUGUACUUCGACUGAAGAUUUGUUCACUGCCUUCGUGACAUUUUAAACUGAUUUGUUUAUUUAUU
Pieris napi is the source of this 4385-nucleotide messenger RNA. RefSeq names its product cGMP-specific 3',5'-cyclic phosphodiesterase-like. The record is from RefSeq and is a predicted model, not a curated record. Gene Ontology annotation, molecular function: 3',5'-cyclic-nucleotide phosphodiesterase activity; protein binding. Bases 234 to 3347 code for a protein of 1037 amino acids. Lineage: Eukaryota; Metazoa; Arthropoda; Insecta; Lepidoptera; Pieridae. The transcript has 20 exons. Gene Ontology annotation, biological process: signal transduction.